AUGGAAGUCUUCCAGAACCAGGCUUGGUGUAGAGCAGCAUGUUUUUCGUCGUUCUGGGCGCAUUACCAUGCAGUUGAGAAGUGGAGAGCAGAUCAUGCACGAAUGGCUUCUGUUUCCUGUCGCAUUGCAAAUGAAAAGAAGGAAAAGAAGAAGCAUCCACGCAAAAAUACAGCCUCGCAAUCGGCUGGUCACAAUUCAAGUUCUUAUCGAGUACGUUCCAAAAAGUCAUCGAACAAGGAAAAGAGUAAAGAGCAGAGACAUGUUUCAAGUGUGGCAUACAAGGAAACAGUAUCUAUGGAGAUCGAUGAGAUGUCUGACGAAAUGGUGGCAUUUUUCAAGAAAACGAUCGAGCACAGGAAAACCCGCGAUGCCGAGCGUAUCGAAAAAGAACAACGCGCUGCAAAGGAGCGUGGUGAAAGCACAGCACACUUGGAUCAAACUAGACGAGGACGAGUACGUUUUAGCCCACAAAGGCAUGUGUCAAUGAAAAAGAAACAAAAAAGAAAGACAAAAGAAGAAGACACUUACGAAAAUAACGGGCACUUAAUCUCGAAGCAGACAUCUGGACAUCAUUCGAAGAAACCGAAGGAGUAUCGACGGAAAGCAAGAGGAAUGAACUUGUCAAGAACUGCAGUACGAGAGAAGAGGCAUAUCACCCUUCCAUAUCAUCUUAUUGGAGGCAACGUUCUCAAGUCAUGCGAAUUUAUUGCGAGAAUGACAGGUGGGGAAAUAUCGACGAAAAGUCGGUGGGGUGGUGACCUCCAUUGGAUCGGUACGUGUUGCUUCUUUGCCUAG
Messenger RNA from Cooperia oncophora, 795 nucleotides. NCBI's taxonomy places the organism in Eukaryota, Metazoa, Nematoda, Chromadorea, Rhabditida, Trichostrongylidae. The record is from the annotation of a GenBank genome assembly.